CAAUUCCGAAGAGGUCGCUCAAAUUAUCUGCAAGCAGCAGAAAAAGAGGUUAUUACUUUGAAAAUCGUGUCUUUCCCCGCGACCCGUCUCGGAGACAGAAUACGCCAAAGUUAUGAUUGCCAGCAGAAAAAAAACAAUAUGGCGAGUUUCGUCUCCUAAAGCUUCAUUUCGUCAAAGAACUGUGCAUAUAAAUAGUCCUUCCUAGACCAUCAUAUCAAAACAAUUAUCCAUCAACCAGCUUUCACAUCUUCACAUUUCAACAACUGCUUACGCAACAGUUACAGUUUCCCAACCUCGAACAGAAACACCCUCCCAACAGUUUUCACCAUGAAGUUUAUCUAUCUUGGGCUCCUCAUCGCUGCCACCACCGCGUAUGCCUGCGGAGACAAUGCCUACAGGUGCAAGAAUCCCAAAAAAAUCAUAGCUGAGGAAUGGAAAGCCACCCAUGAAAUUUGUAACAAUCUCAGGGAAGACGAUUGUUAUUGUUCUCACUGGGCAGAAUACUACUGUGAUCCCUAUGGCGGGAACAUUCAGAAAUUCAAGGAUCAAUGCGAGGCUAAAGGCAGCGACUGGUAUUGGAGUGAAUGUAGACAAAUUCCCAUGACAUCGUCUUAUCAGGCCUGAAUGCAGUUGGAGCUUGUUUUCUUCAUUUGAGCUCCAAGGUAUAGGUGUUGAUAAAGGGCAAGGAAGGAUAUCAUGAAGAGUGACAAACAGAUGUUUCGUUGGCUUGGGACUCUAUAUUUGUCAUGUAUUGUGUGUCUCAGCGCUAUCUAAAUCUUGUUGCAUAUCGAAAGUUUGGUCAGAUUUGUUUUAGAGGCUCGAGGAGCUUUCAAUUUCACUCUUUUGGCUCUCCGGCAAACCCAGAACACUUAUUUUGGCUCUGGGCACUUUUCUAUCUGAAACCUCGAUCAAUAACACUUAUUUACUGCACACUAAAUUAACACGCGAAGACUCAAAUUUUUAAGA
Molecule: messenger RNA, 966 nt
Organism: Botrytis sinoallii
Lineage: Eukaryota; Fungi; Ascomycota; Leotiomycetes; Helotiales; Sclerotiniaceae
Exons: 2
Coding region: 328-624 (98 amino acids)
Source: RefSeq, a predicted model, not a curated record